Molecule: messenger RNA, 1820 nt
Organism: Eriocheir sinensis (Chinese mitten crab)
Lineage: Eukaryota; Metazoa; Arthropoda; Malacostraca; Decapoda; Varunidae
Gene: Taldo
Product: transaldolase-like
Exons: 8
Coding region: 171-1271 (366 amino acids)
Biological process (GO): carbohydrate metabolic process; pentose-phosphate shunt, non-oxidative branch; pentose-phosphate shunt
Cellular component (GO): intracellular anatomical structure; cytoplasm
Molecular function (GO): transaldolase activity
Source: RefSeq, a predicted model, not a curated record
CCCGCCGCCUUUCCAGCCCCGACGUGCACCACAAGCAUGAACUGUCAAAUUACGGCAAGAUUCAUACUGCUCUCCCUGCCGCCCUAGCACGGAAUAGCUAUCAAGGGAGACUAGCGGAGCACGGCCGAUGUGGGUGUGUGGGAACAGUUCCCUGCCGGUGACAGGCCCGCAUGGAGGAAUUUGACAGUGCUGUGAAUAUAUUACGUAAUGUCGUAAAAUAUUGCGGCCUAUCUUUAAACCCCUUGCUCCAGAGUGGCCCUGAUCACCUCCAUAACCAGGCACUCCCUAGCUGCCGGCCUAUCAUCAUCUACCUCAGACCCCAGACUCCUAGUGCCAUCAGGAAUGUGGACACAUUAUCUUCACCACAGCAAUCCAUGGAGAAGUACAAGCCCACUGAUGCCACCACCAACCCAUCCCUCAUCCUGCAGGCAGCCAACAUGCCCCAGUAUGCUAACCUCAUCACUGAUGCCGUGGAGUAUGGCAAGAGGAAGGGACAAAACAAGAAAGAAAAGGUGUCUCGUGCCAUGGACAGGCUGUUUGUCCUCUUUGGCUGUGAAAUUUUGAAGAUUGUUCCCGGCCGAGUGAGCAUUGAGGUUGAUGCUCGCCUCAGCUUCGACAAGGAAGCCAGCGUCAACAAGGCUCGCAAGUUUAUUUCAAUGUUUGCUGCUGAGGGCUAUGACAAGGAGCGUAUCCUCAUCAAGCUGGCCUCCACUUGGGAAGGAAUUCAGGCAGCAAAGGAGUUGGAGGAGGAUCACUGCAUUCACUGCAACCUGACACUGCUGUUUGGCUUCGCCCAGGCUGUGGCAUGUGCUGAGGCCGGAGUCACCCUCAUCUCGCCUUUUGUUGGCCGCAUCUUGGACUGGUAUGUGGCAAACACUGACCAGAAAUCCUAUGAGCCUGAAGAUGAUCCAGGUGUGAAAAGCGUUACUAAGAUCUACAACUACUACAAGAAGUUUGGUUACAAGACUGUUGUCAUGGGAGCCUCCUUUAGGAACUCUGGUGAGAUCCGUGCAUUAGGUGGCUGCGACCUCCUUACCAUUGGGCCGAAGUUCCUAGAGGAGCUUCAGAAUAGCACUGAGCCUGUGGUCCAGCAUCUAUCAGAAGCCAGUGCCAAAAAGCAUGACCUGGAGAAAGUGGAGAUGACAGAAGCAAAGUUCCGCUGGGAGCUGAACGAAGAUCAAAUGGCCACCGACAAGCUGUCUGAAGGAAUCCGCAAGUUUGCAGUUGAUGCAGUGAAGCUUGAAAAAAUGCUUCUGGAAAAGCUAGAGUAAAGACCAUACAUGUCUGUGUUCCUUGGGAUAAAUGCAUCAACUGGUGGCUGUACUCCUCUUAAGAGAAGGAUUUGCACCUAUUAAUGCAAAGCAUCGAAAACAGAAGAAUGCAUGAACAAGUUUUGUGCAUGCAGAGGAAGCAUGUGGUUGCUUCCUGUAUCAUGUUGGUAGUGCAAUUGGGUGACAUUCCACUAGAGGUUGCUUAUAAGUGGUUAUUCCAGUUUUCAUUGUUGUUGCUGAAAUAGGGUGGUGAUGCCUGUAAUGAGCACAAGUAAUUUGCCUUAGCUGUGCUAAUGGGAAAGUGGAGUUCUAUAGAGCAAGAAAUAUAUAUAUUGUUAAAAUUUCAGAGUUUUAUAAAUAAUUUUGUAGAUUCUUGAAAUUAUUUUGAUGAUUUUACAAAUUUUUAAUAAAUUUGUUAUAUCAACUAGCAUAAAAUAUUUUUGUUUAAGUGCAUUUUCAGAAGUUAACUUCCAAUAAGUAAUGAUUGAUGAAUUAAUAUUCAACAAACGGUCACCUGUAGUGGCUACAAUUAAAUAUUGUAUGAAUGAA